UGUAGCGGCAUUAAGGACGCCAUGCCGCAGACAGCAUUGCUUCUGUUGCUCCUAGCAGCGUUCGUGCGCUGCGCCCCAGGUGGCACAGUGCAGCAGAAGGUGUUGACACUACAGGGACGCAUAGUGAACGGCGUCGAAGCGGCACCUGCGGAGUUCCCUUAUCAGGUGUCGCUGCAGAGGAGUGGAAGUCACAUGUGUGGUGCUUCCAUCGUGAACGAGCAGUGGGCACUCACCGCAGCCCAUUGCAUCGAAGUUGCUGACGUGUACGAGGUGGUAGCUGGUACCAACAGCCUCGCAGAAGGGGGAACUAGACAUACGGUGGCAGGCCUUAGUCCUCAUCCGUAUUACGACCCUAGUGAUGCCUGGGUCAACGACAUCGCCGUAGUCAGGGUUUCGCCACCUUUUUCAAUUGAUGGCGUCACAGUGGCGCCAAUACAGCUCCCGGAACAGGGGGAGCAGGUUCCAGAUGGCGCCAACGUCACCGUCAUCGGCUGGGGAGAUCUCUGGUACCAGGGGCCGAGUCUAGAUGGACUGCGCAAAGUGGACAUACAAGUAAUAAACCAAGAGGAGUGCGAGGCAGUGUGGAAUGAGCGUGGCUACCCUGUCUACCCUACACAGAUCUGCGCUGCUCGUUUCGAGGACUUAAACUACGGUUCCUGCCACGGUGACUCAGGGGGUCCACUGCUCUACGAGGGGAAGAUUGUGGGGGUGGUGUCGUGGGGCCACGAAUGUGCAGUGCCUCCCUACCCCACAAUCUACACACGUGUCUCCAGCUAUGUAGAUUGGAUUAUCGACAGGACCAGUGAUUGAUAGCUGUAUCCCUAGCACCGUUAGACCUGUAUU
This is a messenger RNA of Schistocerca nitens (vagrant locust), 843 nucleotides long. RefSeq names its product mite allergen Der f 3-like. Gene Ontology annotation, biological process: proteolysis. The transcript is spliced from 7 exons. Gene Ontology annotation, molecular function: serine-type endopeptidase activity. Bases 22 to 810 code for a protein of 262 amino acids. The record is from RefSeq and is a predicted model, not a curated record. Lineage: Eukaryota; Metazoa; Arthropoda; Insecta; Orthoptera; Acrididae.